AUGGCCCCACCAAUGAAGACUGGUAGACGCAACCCCUCUUAUUCUUUCCUGGAUCCGAAUCUGGAUUCCCUUGGGUGUUUAGCAAAGAAGAUUACGCCGGAUGAGUCAACCAAUUUCCGAGAAAAAUAUGGGUAUAUUCUGAGCCUUCUCAAGAUGCCAUUCACCAAGUACGAGCAGGAGGGAGUUCAUACUUUGCUUCAGUUCUAUAAUCCUUCCCUUCGCUGCUUCACGUUCACCGACUACCUUUUGGUUCCAACAUUAGAAGAGUAUUCCCUGUUUCUUGGCGUUCCUAUAGGGAAAGAAGUACCGUACUAUGGCACCAUGGAAGCUCCUACUUCCUUGGAGAUUUCUAAGGCUCUUUAUUUGAGCAAGUCGGUCGUGGAAGCAAAUCUCACCAAGAAGGGAGGAUGUCUUGGUUUUCGCAUGGAGUUUCUGGUCAAAAGGGGUUGUGAUGCUGCUGAAACAAAAGAAUGGGACACAUUUAAGGCUAUCCUGACUCUAAGUAUCUAUGGUAUCAUGAUGUCACAUUUGCCUGAGCGUGAUGCUUUCGUUGAUAAUAGGCACACAUCUAAGUGGGCUGAGAGGAUUAUGGGGCUUAGGGCCAAAGAUAUUGUCUGGCACAAUAGAUCUUUAGAUAGCAUGGAAGUUAUUAUGAGUUGCGGAAAGUUCAAAAAUGUACCUCUCAUGGGUCUUAGAGGUGGAAUCAACUAUAAUCCCGUCCUGGCUAGGAGAACAUUUGGAUAUGCUUUUAUCAGUCCCCCUGAGCAGACAGAAAUUGUUGAGAAUAUUUUCUAUCAUUCAGCCACCGACAGUGGGCAGAUGGCAGAAGCUGUACAAGCUUGGAAGAGUAUUUGUUGGAGAGAUAAGAAACAUUUUGGUCAGAGAGAUUGUGCUACUUACGAGGAUUAUACUAAGUGGGUCGAAUCUGUGGUUGAUGCUCAAGGGAUGCCUUUCCCUCCUAAAGAUCCUUUGUACCCCCUGCUGAAUCGGAAGUUGACUGAACAGAUGGAAACAAUGCAUGUUAAGAUGAAUACCGCUCGGCAAGAGAAGCUUUCCGCACUCCAUAAGUUGAAAUUAAGAGAAAUAGAGCUUGAAGAAUUGUAUGCUAGAGGGAGCACUUCUCAAAAGAGGCCAAGGAUGAUUGUAGGUGCUAAAUCUACCGAAACUCAAAAGAAGCUGAAAGAACAUUAUGAGGCUCAGUUGGCAGAACUAACUGAAAAGCUCCAGAUUCAGACUGAAAAAGCCAAUUCAGAGAAGACUCGUCGUAAGAAAGCAGACAAACUCUUGUUGGAACGCCAAAGCAUCAUAGAGAAGUGUUAUGAAGAAAUCCGAAAGCUGAAGGGUCAGAUAAGAGAAAAAGAUCAAGGUAGUGCCCAAGCUCAAGAGGAAGCUACAUAUUGGGAGUUGAAGAAUCGCCACAUGGAAACAAUGCAUUUCAGAAAAGACCUGCUGAUUCAAGAAAUCAUUAAGAGGCCAACCCGUGUUGAUACCAAGAAGCUCUUUGAAGAAAUGAAGACCUGGAGUGAUAAGAACAUCGGGGAAAGCCCUCUCCAUCGUGUGGACAUGGAGGGCGCUGCUUAG
Messenger RNA from Vicia villosa (hairy vetch), 1581 nucleotides. RefSeq lists its product as uncharacterized. The record is from RefSeq and is a predicted model, not a curated record. The transcript is spliced from 3 exons. NCBI's taxonomy places the organism in Eukaryota, Viridiplantae, Streptophyta, Magnoliopsida, Fabales, Fabaceae. Bases 1 to 1581 code for a protein of 526 amino acids.